AUGUCUAUCAAUUGGGUGAUGCUCUCGCCCGCAACGAAUCCUCCCUUCACACCGCUACCCAACGAACAAGUCGUAUGCGUCGCCCCCGGCAAGCGAAUAGGCUUCGACCUCAGCACACCGAAACACUACCCAGGUCGACAGGCACAGCCUUAUAGCCUCUCGCACUCGAACGGAUCACUCUACAUCACGAAUCGAAGGGUGGUAUACCUGCCCGAUAAGCCCACCGAGACGUUCAAGAGCUUCGCCGUACCGAUACUCAACCUUCAAGACGCCCAUGUAACGUUACCAUGGUUUAGCGCAAAUUCUUGGCAUGCUGCGCUUCGACCAACCCCGGGCGGAGGAAUUCCAACAAGCGCAGGCAUACUAGAGCUGAAGCUCACGCUUCGAGAUGCGGGCGUUUCGGACUUCCAUUCUUCGUACGAGAAGAUAAGAGAGAGGUUGAUGCAGGCAGUCGACGUGUCGAAUAUAGACGGCGAUAAUGCGCAGGCCGUCAACCGUAUGGAUGUCUCGAACGUAAACUUGGACGAUCUGCCAGCGUAUAGCGAAGAGAGCGAUGGCCCCUUACUACCUCCGACAGCGACUGCGGCAACUGUCGCACAAACGCAACAUCAGCAAAGGAGCCAGCAACUGCGCGACAGUGGGGUUGGAGUCGACAGCGACGAGGCAGGGUCGCCCAAGCCGCAGGAGACGCCGGAUGAGCCACCUCCUGGCUACGCAGAAGCGCAGAUGGCCGGGGUGCAGGAUGAGAUGGAGAGGCGGGCGGAGCGAAGUUGA
Messenger RNA from Fulvia fulva, 774 nucleotides. RefSeq names its product UPF0664 stress-induced protein. Gene Ontology annotation, biological process: positive regulation of DNA-templated transcription. Gene Ontology annotation, cellular component: nucleus. The transcript has 2 exons. Lineage: Eukaryota; Fungi; Ascomycota; Dothideomycetes; Mycosphaerellales; Mycosphaerellaceae. The coding region runs from base 1 to 774 and encodes 257 amino acids. The record is from RefSeq and is a predicted model, not a curated record. Gene Ontology annotation, molecular function: chromatin DNA binding; transcription coactivator activity.